Messenger RNA from Penaeus monodon (black tiger shrimp), 474 nucleotides. RefSeq names its product DNA-directed RNA polymerase I subunit RPA12-like (gene RpI12). The record is from RefSeq and is a predicted model, not a curated record. NCBI's taxonomy places the organism in Eukaryota, Metazoa, Arthropoda, Malacostraca, Decapoda, Penaeidae. Gene Ontology annotation, molecular function: zinc ion binding; DNA-directed RNA polymerase activity; nucleic acid binding. Gene Ontology annotation, biological process: termination of RNA polymerase I transcription; DNA-templated transcription. Gene Ontology annotation, cellular component: RNA polymerase I complex.
UCUUUCAGAAAUGGAUAUGAAGGAAAUGGAUAUGUCACUGAAGGCUAUAUUUAAAGCCGAUCCAGAUUUCUGCCCAGCAUGUGGUGCCAUUCUCACACUCCCCAAAUCAGGAAUGACUGUCACGUGUAAAGUGUGCCAGUAUUCCAUUUGCUUUAGUGAUCUCAUUGGUCAAGAAACAACGUACCAUUUUGACUUCGUUCCUCUGGGCACUUACCUGACACAGAGCUUUGUGGAUGAAGAGGAGGACGAACUGGGCCAAAUGGACAGUGGGAGAGAGUGCAGUAAGUGCGGUAAUGUUGGCAUGUCUUACACCACCAUGCAGUUGCGGUCGGCAGAUGAAGGACAAACUAUCUUCUACAUAUGUCCCAAGUGCAAGCACAGAGAGGUGGAAAACUCAUAAAGAGCAGAAUCUUUGGAAAAUUGUUAUAUGUGAAGAAAAAGAAUAUGUGACUAAUAAAAAGAAUGGGAAACUCA